Molecule: messenger RNA, 1574 nt
Organism: Rosa chinensis
Lineage: Eukaryota; Viridiplantae; Streptophyta; Magnoliopsida; Rosales; Rosaceae
Product: UDP-glycosyltransferase 74B1
Exons: 2
Coding region: 42-1397 (451 amino acids)
Molecular function (GO): UDP-glycosyltransferase activity
Source: RefSeq, a predicted model, not a curated record
UAUGCGUUCAAAAUGAGAAGAGUCUCCAGUAGAGCCAAGAAAUGAAGAACCAAAAAACUGGGCAUGUGAUUGUGCUCACAUAUCCAGCUCAAGGCCACAUAAACCCUCUGCUUCAAUUUGCUAAGCGCUUAGCCUCCAAAGGACUCAAGGUCACUCUAGCCACCACCCCUUAUACUCUCAAAUCCAUCCACUCAACCACUGUAGGAAUUGAACCAAUCUCAGAUGGAUAUGAUGAAAGUGGAUUUAGCCAAUCCCCUAGUGUUCAAGCCUACUUAGACUCAUUCAAAACAGUUGGCUCAAGAACACUAUCAGAGCUUAUACUCAAAUUCAGCUCCUCAGGCUCACCUGUCAACUGUAUUGUAUAUGAUUCAUUGCUUCCAUGGGCACUUGAUGUGGCUAAAAAGUUCAGCAUCUAUGGAGCUGUGUUCUUGACAAACUCAGCUUCAGUGUGCUCUAUAUUUUGGCAUAUCAGUCAUGGCCGUCUGAGUUUCCCUGUGACGCAAGAAAGCGGUGCGCCUUUGUUGAUGCCUGGCCUUCCUCCACUAGAUCUUCCUGACCUGCCAGGUUUCCUAUCACAGCCUGCGCCUCACACGCCUUAUCUGGCUUUGAUCUUCGAACAGUUUGUCAGCCUUGAAGAAAAUGAUUGGGUUUUCUGCAACUCCUUUGAAGAAUUGGAAAGUGAGCUGGUGAAUGAAAUGUUGGGACUUUGGCCCCUUGUGAUGAUUGGUCCAAUGGUGCCAUCAGCCUACUUGGAUCAACAAAUUGAUGGGGACAAAGCUUAUGGAGCCAGUCUUUGGGAGCCAGCUACAGACAAGUGCAUCAAAUGGCUGGAUAAAAAACCACCUCAAAGUGUGAUAUACAUAUCUUUUGGAAGCAUGGCAAACAUUGCAGCAAAACAGGUUGAAGAAAUCGCAUGGGGCUUGAAGGCAAGUGAUCAGCACUUCCUCUGGGUUGUGAAAGAGUCCGAGAACAAAUUGCCUGAUGAGUUCCUGAACACAAUAGGCGAAACAGGGUUGGUGGUAACAUGGUGCAACCAACUAGAGGUACUAGCACAUCCAGCUGUGGGAUGUUUUAUAACGCACUGCGGAUGGAAUUCCACGUUGGAGGGAUUGGGCCUCGGCGUGCCGAUGGUGGGAGUGCCUCAGUGGAGUGAUCAGCCAACGAAUGCCAAGUUUGUGGAGGAGUUGUGGGGGGUUGGAGUGAGAGUUAAGAAGAAUGAAGAGGGGCUUGUGACGAAGGACGAGUUAGAGAUGUGUAUAAGGGAAGUCAUGGUGGGAGAAAGAAGUGAUCAGAUUAAAAGGAAUGUCAUGAAAUGGAGUGAGGCUGCAAAGAGAGCUGUUAGUGUAGGGGGUAAAUCAGAUGAGAACAUCAAUGACUUUAUAAGGAAGCUUUUUUGAGGAUUGGGAUCAUAUAAACUCCAGAUUUUGGAAGAUGACAGCAAAUGGGAGCAACCAAUUACUGAAUUACCAGACUUCCAAUGCCCAAAGCAUUUCAGUUAUCACAUACUAUUGUAUUUUAUGGAUCAAAUGUGUGUGUUUUUCUAGUGCAUGGAAUAUUUAGCCAUUUAACAUCAA